Molecule: messenger RNA, 375 nt
Organism: Bipolaris victoriae FI3
Lineage: Eukaryota; Fungi; Ascomycota; Dothideomycetes; Pleosporales; Pleosporaceae
Exons: 1
Coding region: 1-375 (124 amino acids)
Source: RefSeq, a predicted model, not a curated record
AUGUGCGCCCUGCCCGCUAACCCCGCAUCUCCUCUCGGGGCAGGGCGCCUGUCGCCGUAUCUUAUCGCCGCCGCCGCUGCUGCUUGUGCUUGUGCCUUCCCCAGCGCCAAGUCGCGGAUAGCACAGGCGACGCUGCAUGGCGUAACCUUUGUUGCAUCCACUUGCCAGCCCAUGCCCGCCCAAAGAGAGCCCUUGUCAGAGCCCCCUCCCCCUUCACCACCGCCACGCCCAGCCCAGGCGACUUUUGCCGGGCCCGUCCACGGCGGCGCUCGAAAAAAAAAACUAAGGGUCGAGCGGCGCGCGCCUCGCGUCAAAGUAAGUCAUGGUCGAUGCCGCCAUGUGAUCGCCGGCGAGGCGUCGUCGUCGUCGGCCUAA